Messenger RNA from Cydia fagiglandana, 3237 nucleotides. RefSeq names its product gastrula zinc finger protein XlCGF57.1-like. Gene Ontology annotation, biological process: regulation of transcription by RNA polymerase II. Gene Ontology annotation, molecular function: DNA-binding transcription repressor activity, RNA polymerase II-specific; zinc ion binding; RNA polymerase II cis-regulatory region sequence-specific DNA binding. The transcript is spliced from 6 exons. The record is from RefSeq and is a predicted model, not a curated record. NCBI's taxonomy places the organism in Eukaryota, Metazoa, Arthropoda, Insecta, Lepidoptera, Tortricidae. Gene Ontology annotation, cellular component: nucleoplasm; nucleus. Bases 99 to 1799 code for a protein of 566 amino acids.
UGGUGUCAAAUCUGUCAAACGCAGUGUUGUAUUCGUAUAAUAUUGUGAUUCUUUGCCUAAAGUAUUUUUAUAUUGUUUUCUGUUUUAAAUGAUAAAUAAUGAGUGAUUUAUGGAACAAAAGCUACAUAUGUCGCUGUUGCCAAGCUGAAGAUGGCUUCAGAAGCCUCGGGGAGCCGUAUGUUCACGAAGGAACGGAAGAAAUCUACGCAGACAUGUUACGGGAUUGUUUGAAUAUUAUUAUGAAACCUCCAACUUUAUCCCAGUCAUCAUACAGCAUCUGUGAAGGCUGUGUAUGUAGGCUGCGGGAUGCAACUGUUUUUAAAAGGCAGGUUCUUGCUUGUGAGAGUUCGCUGUUGGAAUACAGUGAUCAGGUUAAUGACGAAACAAAUGCAGAUGCUGAAAUUAAGUCUGAAGAGGAUAGCUGCUCAAAUGGUUACCGAGAGGAGUUGAUGCAUAGACCAAAUUAUGAUGACAAGGAUGAAAAGAAUCUCACCUAUGAUGGGGACAAACCAACCUCGAUGGAUAUGGAAGAUAUUGAUGAUCAGCCAUUGGCCAGCCUUCGAUCCCGUCGUGAAAAAAGUGAUGACGUCACGCCACAAGUAGCCAGAACUUCGAAAGACCAGAAAACCAAGAAAUUCUCAUGUGAAAUAUGUCAAAAGAAAUUUACCUAUAAUGGUUUCUUAGAGGUACACAUGAGACAACACACAGGGGAGAAAACAGUGCAAUGUAAGCUAUGCGACAGUAAAUACACUAAUAACAAGGAAUUAAAUAGACAUAUAAGCGCAAACCAUUCCGAUGGAGAUAAAUUCCCGUGUACACAAUGUUCUGAGAGUUUUGAUAAAGCGAGAUUGUUGAAAAAGCAUUUAACAAUACAUUUCGAGGAAAAGUUUUCUUGUAGCUACUGUGAUAAGGAGUUUCAAAGGAAAAAGGGGUUAAAGGAGCAUCUAAAAACUCACACAGGUGAGAAAAAAUACAGUUGUGAAGAAUGUGGUAAAUCUUUUGGACAUAAUCAGACGUUAAAAUCUCAUAUUUUAACGCACACUGGUGAAAAGCCUUACGUGUGUGAUGUAUGCGGACGCAGAUUUCCUCAAAGAACUCAUUUAAAAAGACAUAUAUUUAUUAUACACACCGGGGUCAAACCUUACAGCUGUAAUAUAUGUAAAAAGCAGUUUUCCAGUAAAAGUUAUUUAUCUAUACAUGAAAGACAGCAUACUGGAGAACGACCGUAUAGUUGUGAGGAAUGUAAUAAGACUUUCACAGCUUACACGACUUUAAAAGUCCAUAUGAGAGUACACACUGGGGACAAACCUUAUUCUUGUAGUUUCUGUAACCGCCAAUUCGCGCAAAUGGCAAGUUUUAAACUCCACGAAAGAACUCAUACUGGUGAGCGACCGUUUGCUUGUAAAAUUUGUAAAAAACCGUUUUCUGAUAACGGCUAUUUAAAGAUACAUAUGAGGGUUCACACUGGCGAAAAACCCUAUAAUUGCGAUAUAUGCAAACGCUCUUUCAGAGAAACUGGACAACUGAAACGUCAUCUAAGAGUUCAUAGUGGAAUAAAACCUUAUACCUGCAAAAUAUGUAACAAACAGAUUGGUAACUUAUCUAAACACAUGCGUAUACAUUCCGAGGCUAGGUAUAAUUGUAAUGUAUGUAAUAAACAGUUUUCUGUUAGCAAUUUGAAGUUGCACAUGAGAAUUCAUAGUGAUAAGCCGUUUGCGUGUGAUGUAUGUAGUACUCAGUUUGCCCAAAGUAGUGGUUUAAAAAGACAUAGAUGUACACAAGGAGAUAAAGUUGAGUGAUUGAAAAUUAAUUCCUUUUAACCCCAAGUGCAAAAAGAGGGUUUUUACCGCAUCUGUGGCCCAUACCUCUUAAGCGGGUAAACCAAUUUAAAUGCGGUUAUGUUUUUAUUUAAAAACAAGUUUACUAGUGCUGCUUCUUUGAUAUAGGAAUUUUAUCACAAUCGGUUCAUCCGUUAUAUUGCGUUAGGGUUUAUCAUGUUCUUUUGCGAAGCAAAUUAUUACAUACAUUAUAAUCAAUUACAAAUUGUAGCCUAAUUACAGUAAUUACAUUGAGUUAUAAUGUGUAAUUAAUCAGGGUAAUUAUUAAUAGUUAAGUAAGUACUUAAUUUAUUUUUAUAACUAGAUAAGUAUCAGUUUAUUUAUUAAUUUAUAAUUUGUGGCUCAAUGUGGCCUAAAAUAAAUAGUUAUAUUUAUAAAUCGUUGUUUUAUUUUAACAAUGUUUAAUGUAGAGAUGCAACGGAUAGUUGUUUGGCCGGAUAUCGGAUACCGGCCGAAUAUCCGGCCAGCGGAACUAUACCUAUAUUUCGGUUUUUCAGGUGCGCAUUCUGCAGGUCUGACCUGUUUCCUAGUAAACGUUCGUGCGGACACAUUUCUACGUUCGAAAUUAGUGCGCGUGCAAGUCAGUGGAAUGUUUAAAUUGUUUUAAAAUAAUAAACAAGUACGAUUAUGACCAUGACUGUUUCUUAAAUCCAAAUUAGUUUACUCCGAAAUCAAGCAAUGUUACUAUCCGGUAUCCGGCCCGGAUACUAGGUCACUAUCCGGUAUCCGGCCCGGAAAGUAGGUCACUAUCCGGUAUCCGGCCGGAUAUUAAAAUCUAGGACGUAUACCGGAUAUUAACCGAAUAUCCGGUGCAUCUCUAGUUUAAUGUAUCAUAUUAUAAAUAAAUAUAAAUAUUAGGGGACAUCUUAUACAGAUCAACCUAGCCCCAAACUUAGCAAAGCUUGUAAUAUGUCUGCUACGCGACGAUAUACAUCCUUAUAUAGAUAAAUACAUACUUAUAUACAUAGAGAAUUCGAACACCCAUGACUCAGGAACAAAUAUUUGUGUUCAUCACACAAAUAAAUGCCCUUACCGGGAUUCGAAGGACCAAUGUUGAUGAAUAAUUAGUAAUGAUUUUGCUAUAAUUGUUUUCUAUAUAAGGGUAUAUUUGGUAAAGCGAUCGUAGUUCGUAGUAUGACAAUCGUACAUUGAUAACGCUAAACGAAUAAAAAUAAAACCGGCCAAGUGCGAGUCGGACUCGCGCACGAAGAGUUCCGUACCAUUACGCAAAACGGCAAUAAACAUCACGUUUGUUGUAUGGGAGUCCCAUUUAAAUAUUUAUUUUAUUCUGUUUUUAAUAUUUGUUGUUAUAGCGGCAACUGAAAUACAUCAUCUGUGAAAAUUUCAACUGUUCUAGCAUCACGUUUCAUGAGAUACAGCCUGGUGACAAACAGACGGA